This is a messenger RNA of Humulus lupulus (European hop), 2379 nucleotides long. RefSeq lists its product as uncharacterized. The transcript is spliced from 2 exons. The record is from RefSeq and is a predicted model, not a curated record. Gene Ontology annotation, molecular function: catalytic activity. NCBI's taxonomy places the organism in Eukaryota, Viridiplantae, Streptophyta, Magnoliopsida, Rosales, Cannabaceae. The coding region runs from base 1 to 2379 and encodes 792 amino acids.
AUGAAGAAGAAGAAAGUCGCUCGAAAGCCUGCAACUAGAACUCGGACUGAGGAGAACACAAUACCUACUGAACCUACUGUACCAGUUCACCAUGAUCAACAGGUUGAAGCAGAUGGUUCUUCGACUGGGUUGGUAGGGAACCGGGGUCUACAAUCACCGGAGUUGCGAUCUGAGGAUAUUCAUGAUGUUCCGAUAGAUGAUAUUCUGGGUAAGGAUGUGGACUCAAUUGGUGGGAAAGGGGACUUUCAAGCUUCUGCCCAGGCUCAUUGGGCGAAUCUCAGAGAAAAAUAUCAGAUUAAUGAAUCGGCUAAGCUUCAUUAUGCGGCUCCUCUUCUACAAAAUGGGAAGAAAGUUGCCCAAAUUGAUUUGGAGGAGGUUUCUGAACAGGCUCAGAACUGGAAUUCUGCUGUGAUUUGUAUGGUCUUGGGUGCAAAUCCACCAUUUGCAGUUUUUGAAGGGUUUGUUAAGAGAAUUUGGGGACAUUUGGGCAUUGAACGGGUAGUGAGAAUGCAUAUGGGUCUCACCAUUGUCAAGUUCAAUGAUGAGGCUACAAGGGAUUUUGUUUUGGAGAAUGGAGUUGUGCAGUUUGAUAGGAAGCCGGUUAUUGUGAGGCCUUGGACUCAAGAACUAGACUCGAUCAGAUUGGUGCAUUCUGUUCCUUUAUGGAUCCGGUUGCCAAAUUUGGGGUUACAAUAUUGGGGGAAAAACUGUCUUAGUGCCUUAGUCAGUACAAUUGGGAAGCCUAUCAUGGUGGAUAAGUUUACUAAGGAUAGAUCUAUGAUAAAGUUUGCUAGGGUGUUGGUUGAAAUGGAUAUUACAGAUGACCCUCCCUUCAUAAUACAUUUUGUUAAUGAACGUGGUCAGCUCCAGGAACAAUUUGUGGAAUAUGAAUGGCUCCCCAUUAAGUGCUCAACAUGUAAGGGCUAUGGACAUAAUGCUGCUGAAUGCAAGAAAAGUGAUACAAAAGUUUGGGUCUCUAAGAACAAACUAGAUCCAAAAUUGCCUUCUCCUGUUUCUGGUGCCGAGGCUGCAACGAUAACACUUGGGGAGACACCUGAGUCUCAUGAGGCUGCGAUAGGGCCAAAGAGUACAUCUAUGGUAACUGGGACUGGUGAGGCUGUAGUUCAGGAUAAGGCUCAGAGUACAAAUCUAGCUCGGUCUCCAGCUAACAAGGAAAAUUGGGAAGUGCCUAGGAAGAUUGGGACAUCUAAGAGUAAAAGUAAGACAGUAAGCUCACAGUUGGACAGGGAUAAAAAUGUUUUUAAAGUGCUUCAAGAACAGAUGGAUAGUACAAACAUCUUUUGCUGGAACGUGAGGGGUUUGAAUAAGAGGGACAAACAGCAAGCUAUUUUGCGUCUCUUAAAGGUUAAUAAAGUUGGUAUUUGUGCUCUGUUAGAGAAUAAACUCAAGGGUGAUAAGGUUCAAGACAUGAUGUCUAAGGUGAUGAUUGGCUGGGAUUGGUUCACUAGCCCGGUUUCAGAGGGAAGAAUUCUGGUUUUGUGGCAGAGGUCCUUUGUCAAUGUUCGAGUGCUGCUGGUUCACCAGCAAUUUACUCACUGUCUGGUGCGCUUUUCUGGUUUACAACAGGAGGUGGUGGCUACUUUUGUCUAUGGGUUCAGUAUGUUAGCUGAGAGAUUAGAAAUGUGGAGGGGUUUAUCAUCUCUAUCUACUCUAAACUUGCCUUGGCUGGUUAUUGGAGACUUUAACUCAGUGUUUGAAUUUGAUGAUAGAGUGGGGGGAAGGGAGAUAGGAGCUAAUGAGUUAGUUGACUCUAAUGCUUGGCUUGCUAGUUCUCAUCUUGCUAAACUUAAAUGUGUUGGUUCAAACUUUACUUGGACUAAUAAACAGGAGGGGGGUGAUCGGGUCUAUUCUAGAAUAGAUCAUGCUUUUAUUAAUGAAGGUUGGAUAGACUGUAAGAUGCACUCCCUCGCUGAACUACAUUGGGAAGUGUAUUCUGAUCAUUGUUUCUUUCUUGUUAAAACUCUGUUGGCUGGGAAUUUAGGAGUUCAACCGUUCAGAUUUUUCAACUGUUGGACCACUCACAGAAAUUUCAAGGAAACUGUCAUGACCAGCUGGCUGAGACCUAUGACAGCUGGAGGAUUAUGGGGUGUGACUAAGAAGCUAAUGCGCCUGAAGCAUAUUCUGAGGAAGUUUAACAGUACAGAAAUUGGUGAUCUUGAGCAGCAGUUCCAUCAAGCUAAGGGUGAUUAUCAAGUGGCUUUAACUAAAGUUCAAGAAUCUCCCUUUGAUAUCCUUGCUCAGGAAACAGAAAAGACAGCUGCUAUCAAUUAUAAAAUCCACUAUGCUAGGUAUAGAAGCUUCUUGAUUCAGCGGAGUAAAGUGACGUGGUUGCAAAAAGGAGAUGAGAAUACGGCCUAA